GGCGAGCGAGGCUGGCGUCGCCGGCGCGGCCAUGCAGAGCGCCAAGUCGCACCUGCGGGCGCUCGAGUUCCUCGGCAGGAGGCCCGCCUACCAAGCCAGCCCGUGCUUCCAGGCGUGGGCCGCCUACGCCCCGCAGGCGCGCGCGGCGCGCCGCGAGGCUGGCCGCGCGCUGAAGGAGCUGCUGCGGUCUGGGGCGCCCGCGGAGCAGCUGGAGGAGGCCGCUGCUCGGGCCGAGGAGGCCGAGGCCGACCCGCAGGCGCUGGGCCUCGUGCGGAAGGUGGCCCAGAACCGCCGCGGCGCGCACGAGCACGCGCUGCGCGCGCUGCAGCUGCAGCGGCUGCACGAGCUGGACGCCGCCAGGUCGGCCGUGGAGGCUGCUGGUGGUCCCGUGGCCGACCUUCCGCUCCUUGACACGGCCAUUGUCGACUGCGAGGCAGACGAGGACAUGCUCGAGGAAUGGGACGUGAGCAUCUCGGUGGCGGUUAGCAGGUGCGCAAGAUGACCGACGAUCUGCGAUGCCUUGCUGCGUGCGGUUCGUGCAGCAGCUCGAAGACGAGGCGCGCGAGGACCGCAAGUGGGAGAGGAGC
Prorocentrum cordatum is the source of this 587-nucleotide messenger RNA. NCBI's taxonomy places the organism in Eukaryota, Dinophyceae, Prorocentrales, Prorocentraceae. The record is from the annotation of a GenBank genome assembly.